Molecule: messenger RNA, 1698 nt
Organism: Glycine soja
Lineage: Eukaryota; Viridiplantae; Streptophyta; Magnoliopsida; Fabales; Fabaceae
Product: transcription factor MYB86-like
Exons: 3
Coding region: 322-1416 (364 amino acids)
Biological process (GO): regulation of stomatal movement
Source: RefSeq, a predicted model, not a curated record
UUUGCGUAAAUCCCACUUGAUUGCUUCACCUUCCUCCCCAGCUUCUCUCUCAUAACUUGAAUCCUAAGUAUGAUUAACACCCUCUCUCCUCUUUAAAUCACCACAAUUAGUUCCUCACUUUUACCCUCUCCACGCAUAACAACACUGACACAUUUUUCACCUCCUCCUCAAAAAAACGUUUCACUGACACAAGCACACGGGCAAUGUCUCACUAUAUAGAGCCACUGAUGACCACUUCUUCAUAGUUCAGAGAGCCUUUCUCCAUAAUUAAGAAAAACGCUGUCCUUUUGUGUCCUUUUUUCUUCCUCUGUCCUCGCACACAUGGGUCGCCAUUCCUGUUGUUUAAAGCAAAAAUUAAGGAAAGGUUUAUGGUCCCCCGAAGAAGAUGAGAAGCUUUUCAACUACAUAACCAGAUUUGGCGUUGGCUGCUGGAGUUCCGUCCCCAAACAAGCCGGACUCCAAAGGUGUGGAAAGAGUUGCAGAUUGAGAUGGAUAAACUACUUGAGGCCUGAUUUGAAGAGAGGAAUGUUCUCUCAACAAGAGGAGGAUCUUAUCAUUAGUCUUCAUGAAGUUCUAGGAAAUAGGUGGGCUCAAAUUGCAGCUCAAUUACCAGGGAGAACAGAUAAUGAGAUUAAGAACUUUUGGAAUUCGUGUUUGAAGAAGAAGCUUAUGAAGCAAGGGAUUGACCCUGCAACACACAAGCCUCUCCUCGGUGCUGAAGAACACAUAAUUAUAAAGGUAGAGAAGGAAACCAUAUUGGAGACACCACCUAAUCCUAUUCUAUUACAAGUGUCUCAAGGGAUUUUAGUUUCCUCAAAUGAGUCACCACUUGUAGUCAACAAUUCAAGUUACUAUGAUGGUGGACUGAAUGUAACAGAAGAAGCUUCAAGGGACGUUUUCAUGAGCAAGAAUGCUGCUUUAGACUACCCUUUGUCUUACUUUGAAUUCCAAAUGGGUUACAACCCAAUUAGACAAUUUGAUCAGAACCAUAUUGUGGGGACCAACUCAAGCUAUGGAUUCUCCUCAUUGCCGUGUCUAAAUAGUUCUUCUGAUCAUGGGAACAUGUUGGUGGAGGCGGAGUUUUCAGAUAACAACUCAGCUUCUAAAAUCAGUGCUUUGAUGAAGGAAAGUUCCAGCAAUAGCCCAAGCAUGAGUGUUUAUCCAGCUGGGGGAGGGUGCCAAAUGAUGGAAAAUGCAGGGUUCUCAUGGGAUGGUGAGAACCACAAUAAUAAUACUAAGAUUGAUCCUUUGUUACAGUUUCAUGUCAAUGUGGUAAAAUCUAAAGAGUUCAAGACAAGUUCGUGGCAAGAAGGGCAGAUUCUGACUCAGAAUUCGAUAGAUUUCACUAGCUAUCCGUUAAUGUCACUGUCUGAGGAUCUAACCGGAGCAAAUUUUGAUGUUUUCCAGCACAUGUGAGCUGUAAAAAAAUUCUCAUUUUUUUUUUUACUUUAUUCUGAGUUGAAUUUUUUUGAACUCUUUUUCUCUCGUGGAAAGUUGAAACGGCCAAGAUAGAAAACAAUAGGAAGAUGUUGAUAACAGGAAAAUUUGUAGCAAAAAGAUUUGAGAAUUGAUGAUCCCCCCCACUCCCCUCCGGAUAUCUUUGUUUUUCCUGUUGAUGUGUCUGUUUUCAUCAGCAGAAGUUUGGAUGACGAUUAUUGCUGAUUAAUGAGUGAAGCUAAAUUUUUUUUGUGAUCCUAA